AUGGAGUCCACGCUUCGAAAAACUGUUAAUACAAUGACUGAUUUUAUUUUCCCUGUGUCCAAAGAUACACGCAAACACCAAUCAUUACGUUCUGAUCAUGACUACAUCAGCAGUUUGCCUUUCCAAAUGGCUCUUUAUUUUAAUGUCUUUUUUGCUCCAUUUUGGUUCAUCUGCUCAAUAGUUGUUCUUGUUGUUAAGUUUUCCUCUUUGAUCAUUUUGUACAAAAUCAUUCUUGUUGCUGCAUAUUCUAUGUUCUCAAUCAUUGAGAUCAUCCGACUCUACUUGGGCUAUGUUGGUAACCUCAUGGAAAGAGUACCUGAACUUGCUGGAUCCUGGCUGCUCACUCUUCUUGUGCAGUUUCCUCUCAUCAUGUUAUUGUUGUUCAAUGAACAACAAAAUAUUUAUCCUCUGGAACGAUCAGUCAAUCUCAUCAUGGCUAUAUUUGUGUGGUUCGAAGCGAUAUGUGGCUACUUUGCCAUCAGGACAAUGGUCAAUUAUCAGAUGACCCGUUUCCAUCUAAGGCAGUUCACUGACCUGGAACAAAUUAAUACUCCCCAUGAUUUAGAUCAAACCCUGGCUGAUUAUACUUAA
Acanthosepion pharaonis is the source of this 591-nucleotide messenger RNA. NCBI's taxonomy places the organism in Eukaryota, Metazoa, Mollusca, Cephalopoda, Sepiida, Sepiidae. The record is from the annotation of a GenBank genome assembly.